UAUUUUGUCACUUGUACCUUGUAGAUAAAAUAGUUCUGUAGCAGGGGACACAAAAAAGUUAUUAAAAUUUGUUUUCAACAAAAUUUGACCAUUAUUUUCCCAAAUUAGUUCACGAGGUUUUUACUAUUCCCCGUCAGCUGAUUAGCUAGGGUCGUUCUCCAAAACUGUUUACACAAAAUCUUCACUGCUUAAUUUAAUAUUAUACUCUACUCAACUUAUGUAUGUACUGUGCGGGUGGAGCUUGUGAAAAGUGACGUCAGCUUCAUCAUCCAAUCAAAGAUUUUCUCCAUAUUAUUUGAACUUAAGUGCGGAAAAUAAGCUGUCAAAACAAAGUUUUUCAUCAACACAUCAAUACUAAUUGUUUGUUUUUAACAAAUUGUAACUAAAAUUCUUAUGGUUGACACACGCAUAUCAUUAAAUUAAUAAUAUCAUAAUGCUGCAGCCACAGUUACUACACAACCAAAAACCCUCAAGGGCCAAGCGAACUACAAUUACUAGUGGAACUCGAAAGAUCAUUCGAAAUGUGUACAAUUAUUUAAAAACUUCAGAUGAACACGGACCAGAUGAGAAUCAUCAACUUGCAUUUUUAUCCAAUGGGAAACGAAACAUUCCAGGGAUCGCAGCGUCUAUGCUAGGAAUCCAUGAAAAUUCUGUGAGAGGUUGUAUUAAAAAACAACCUAAUCUAAACACCCCGCCUCGAAAAAAACGAAAAACGAAAUGGGAAAUUGAUGAUUUCGAUCAAACCGGGAUACGAAAUUUGGUUUAUAGAAAUUUCGAACAAGGAGCACAUAUCACGCUACAAACGCUCUUAAACGAAAUUAAUGAGAAAAUCGACACAUUUAUUGAAUCACCCAUUAAAAUUAGUAUUCUACGGAUUAUAAUGCAUCAAAUUGGAUUUGAGUAUAAAAUGAUCGAUCACAGAUUACGAUUAAUGGAAAGACAAGAUAUUGUUGAACAACGUAAAAAGUAUUUGAAACGAAAGAAAGAAAUUGAUGCCACCAAUAAAAAUGUCGUGUUUUUGGACGAAACUUGGGUCAAUAAAAAUCACCAAAAGCAGAAGGUUUGGACCGACGGCACCGUCAAAUCGAGACCAAAUUGCAAAAUCGGAAAGGGUGAUCGUUUAAUUAUCACGCACGCUGGAUCCAAGGACGGAUUCGUGCCGAAUGUUUUAAAUAUCUUUUGGUCAAAUACCGGACAAGCGGAUUACCAUCAAGACAUGAAUGCAGAAUAUUUUGAAAAAUGGUUUGUUGAGCAACUUUUAGUAUCAUUGGAAGAGCCAAGUGUCAUAAUUAUUGAUAAUGCCAAAUACCAUUCAAGGAGACUCGAUGCUGUACCUACGUCCAGUUCGAGAAAAGGCGUCAUAAUAGAAUGGCUAACCAGCAAAAAAAUCAAGUUCCCUCAAAAUGCAACCAAAGUUCAACUAUACGACAUAGUUAAAGCUUUUAAGCCAUUCAAUGUCGAGUACUAAAAUUGCAGAAGAGUAUGGUCAUGAAGUUCUAAGGCUCCCUCCUUAUCAUUGUAUCUUUAGUCCAAUCGAACUGAUUUGGGCAAAUACCAAAAAUUAUGUAGCUACACAUAAUGUGACCCAAAAACAAACAGAUGUAAAACAAUUAUUUAUAGAUGCAUGUAAUAGAAUAACCAGUGAUAAUUGGUGUAAAGCAGUAGAACAUUGUAAGAAAGAGGAAAAAAAAUAUUGGAAAAAGGAUGGCAUUUCUGAUAAGCCAAUAACUCCCAUAAUUAUCAAUUUAAAUGAUUAUACCGAUAGUGAAAGCAGUGACACUGAAUCUGAAUAAAUAAAAUGUAUUUUUUGAUUGUA
This is a messenger RNA of Folsomia candida, 1816 nucleotides long. RefSeq lists its product as uncharacterized. Bases 434 to 1468 code for a protein of 344 amino acids. The transcript is spliced from 5 exons. The record is from RefSeq and is a predicted model, not a curated record. NCBI's taxonomy places the organism in Eukaryota, Metazoa, Arthropoda, Collembola, Entomobryomorpha, Isotomidae. Gene Ontology annotation, molecular function: nucleic acid binding.